GUCCGCUCAGUUGCAUAGUCCGUCGCCGUUUUGGCUCAAGCGCGUUUGUGCCCACAGCUGUUACGGCCAGCCACCGCCCCAACGUUGGCACCCGCGGGAGCCGCCAUGGCGGCCAUGUUCGAGCGCCUCGGUGAGUCGCCGCGGCCGUCGGAGGAGCUCCUGGGCGAGACCGCCGCGGAGGGCGACGCAGACCCAGAGGCCCGCGGGGGCGGGUCGGGGCUGCUCGUGGGCCGCGCAGCGCCGCCUUGUCGGUGCCAAGGAGCGCCCAAGAGUGUGGCUUGUACGGCCGGUAUCUUGUGCAUGGCCCUGGUCGCGAUCACGCUCAUGCGCAAGUCUUCUCUGGCGGAGAUUGUGGGCGUCGCGACCGUAAGCAGGGCCACUUCGAUGGCCGCAGGCAGCGGCGCUGGUAAUUCCACCGCAGGCAGCGGCGUGGGCAAUUCCAUUAUUGCCGAGAAGACAGGCUGCGCCAACUGGCAUUCGUCCUCUCUGGAGGUAGACUUUCGGUCAGAUGCAGAUUCGUGCGUGGACCUGUGCCGGCAAACUCGGGGAUGUCUCGCCGCGAACUUCCAGAUCGAUAAGUGUGACGGACAUCGCCGGGAGGAGAGGUCAGGCGUCGGGGCAUGCUACCUCAUGAACGAGCCGUGCAUCGAGGGGCCGAACGACUGCUGGAACGUGUACACUUUGACAUCGGACGAAGUGCAGUCAAACCACUUUGGGUCGCUCAUCACACGGGGCGCGGGGUGCUCGAACAUCGAGGAUAUCAGCAGGGAUGGGCCAGUCACGGAGUUCAGCUAUUACGUAUGCCAGAACAAUUGCGAGAAGGACCCCGAUUGCGUCGGCGUUCUGUUGAAGGCCCCAGGGUGCGUGGCCGCCAAGACAGACAAGGCCGACGACGAGGGGCAGGUGUGCCAGUUGCUGUACGGUGUCUGCGAGGAGGAUAAGAGCCCAGACUUCGCCUGCUGGGACGUGACCUACCAGGCAGAGGACACGGGGUCAUCGAAGAGGCGCUCCCCGAGCGCAGGCGGUUCGAGCGCCGCAGGCAGUACGAGCGCCACGACGUCAGUCGAUCCGAGCGCGAGCACAGGCGGUUCCCAAUCCGCAGGCGGUCAGGACGCUGCAAGUGACAUGGCACACCUGUUCUCCCUCCAGCAGGAUGCGAAAGAAGGUGCCACUCACUUCCGAGUGACAAAGCCAGAAUGCUUCAGGGUUGGCGACACGGUCGAACUCUUCCACAGUGACAGCGACUUCGCCCACAGGUACACGAUCGCAGGAGUUGGUUCACAGCUCCUAUUCUCUCCGCCGCUCACGCACGAGUACUCGCAGGGCACGGCGGUGCUCAGAGUCCACUAUCCAUACAGCGUGUCGCACUGUGGUGAUUUCCCUUCCGACUGAGGCGCCCGCCCGCAUGGGAGACCGAUCGACGUAGGCCGAGACAAGUAGCUGGGAACUUUUGCCUCAUGGCAUGACCUUUGUGGUGUAGCUUCCAAAGUGCGGGAAGUAGGGACGCUGCUAUACUUUGACUAUUUUUGCUCUGACGAGCGUCCUGGGAAGGCCUUCUCCCAUGAGCGUGGGACCAGGGGGAGAGAGGAGGAGUGGGACACGACGACGACGAGGAGGAGUGGUGGGCAGCGGGCGACUGCGCUCGGGAGCCUCUGCCCGCGCUCCGCUCCCGGGGAGGCCUCCGGCUGCCGCAAGAGGCUCGCGGCCCGAGUUGUAUGAGGCAAGCCCAACUCGGCCGUGCCGCGCAUUGCUCUUCUUGCCACUGGCAUCUCCCCUCCUCUUCCUCCUCCUUCUUCUCCUCCUCCUCCUCUUCCUCCUCCUCCUCCUCCUCCUCCUCCGUCUCUCCUCCCACACUUCCUCGGAGAUGUCCGGUCGUGACAACCGACAGCUCAGCCAGGCAUUCUUCAGAUCUGAUCGUACCUGUCUGCGAAGCUUGCAGAAAAACAGUUCCGCUCAGUUGCAUAGUGCAGCAGGUCAGUCACUGUCCAGCUUUUCAUUCGCUGCUCCCGAGGAUGGUUGGUUGUACAUCGCCUGCUUGCCUAGGUGUAGAUGUUGUUGAAUGUGAUAUUUGAUCUCUCUGAUGCUGUCUCUCCAAUGACUGAUGUAGAUUUCUCGCUCGCAUCCUUGGAGUGUUUGGAGGUAGGUGAACACAGCUUUUCGUCGCCGCCAUGUCUUCUUCCAUGCGAUCUGGCUGAUGUUCAUGGUCUGGUAGCACUGCUGCACUUGCAGUAGUAAGUGUGCCUGUUCUUCUGUUUGUAAGUAGCUCUCCACACAUGGUACGCUCCACAUCUUCUGGUUCACCUCGCUGAUCUGCUGGUCGUUGCUGAGGUCCACCGCCCAGGAAGCUGCCCACACACAAAGGUCGUUCAUUAGAAUUCGAUGCUCCUGGUGUGGUGUUCAGGCUCAGGUCCUGGUAUGUUGGUGAUGUUCUGCUCUGUGAUGCCAUCGUCGUCGGCUGCAUCUUCUGCCUCGACAGCCUGUGCCCAGAAUACUUCGCCCCCAUGGCAUCCUUCUGCUGGUGGCUCGCCUGCGGCUUGUAGCGUAAUCCCUGUGCUGGCUCUGUUGACCCGC
Messenger RNA from Prorocentrum cordatum, 2571 nucleotides. NCBI's taxonomy places the organism in Eukaryota, Dinophyceae, Prorocentrales, Prorocentraceae. The record is from the annotation of a GenBank genome assembly.